AUGGCUCAGUCAUUGCAGCACUUCGGCCGAGGUGCCAUCCGGGUGGCCAAAAACUACACCAAGGGCUACAGUGACACGCAGACCAAGGUCCGCGAUGCCACGUCCAACGACCCUUGGGGCCCGUCGGGCACCCAAAUGAACGAGGUUGCCCAGCUCACCUACAACCAGGGUGACUUUGUCGAGAUUAUGGAGAUGCUCGACAAGCGUCUCAACGACAAGGGCAAGAACUGGCGUCAUGUGUUCAAGGCUCUGACGCUGCUCGACUACUGCCUGCACGCCGGCAGCGAGAACGUUGUCAUCUACUUUAAAGACAACCUGUACAUUGUCAAGACGCUCAAAGAGUUUGUCUAUGUCGACGACCAAGGGAAAGACGUCGGCCACAAUGUCCGUCAAAAGGCAAAGGACAUUACCAACUUGCUCCAAGACGAGGAGCGUCUGCGCGCCGAGCGCCGCCAGCGCGGUGCCAUGCGCGACCGUAUGCUCGGCAACAUUGCCGAUUCGGGUUUGCGUGGCGAGGAAGACUUUGGCGCCACCCCAGAGGGCCGCGACCGUCGCGCUGCAGGCCGUAACCGUGACGACGACGAGGAGUUGCAGCGCGCCAUCCAGGCGAGCAUGGACUCGACGGCGGACGACGACCGCCGCCGUUCGCAGCGUGUCAAGGAGGACGACGAUCUGCAAAAGGCCAUCAAGUUGAGCGAGGAGGAGGACGCCAAGCGCAAGCAGGAGCAGGAGGACGCCAACGCCACAGCGCUGUUUGACGACUCGUUGCAACUCAACUCGAACAGCCAGUACGGCCAGCAGCAGCAGCAGCCCAUGGGCAUGAUGGGCACCGGGUACCCAUUGGUCGACAUGUCCAACAACGGCUGGAACCAGGGCCUCCAGCCCCAGUUCACCUCGUACAACCCCUUCCACGCCCAGAUGCUCGCCCAGCAGCAGCAGGAAGAGUACAUGCGCCAACAGCAACAGCAGCAGAUGAUGCAGCAGCAACAGCAGCAACAGCAACUCCUCCAGCAGCAACAGCAGGAGGAGUACAUGCGCCAGCAGCAGAUGAUGGCUCAGCAGCAGACCGGUCUCUUUGCCCAGCCCACGGGCUACGGCUCCAACAACCCCUUCGCGCCCCGCCCCACCGGCGGCAGCCUGUUCGACAGCCAGCCCUCGUCGGCCAACAACUCGUCCUUCCUCCCCGUCCCCUCCAUGCAGACCAACACGCAGAACACGUCCGUGUUCGGGACCUCCCCUUCGUCCAUGCCGUCUUCCCUCGGCCAGAGCCCCUCCCCGCAGGCGGGCACCCCCGCGCAGCGCCCAGUCGCGGCACGGCAGCAGAGCGACGGCGCCAACGCCCACCUCGCCAACCUCAUCGGCCGCGGCCGCGAGGACGGUCUCGAUACGUUUGGAAACAUGGGUACCCUCCGUGUUCCCGUCGGCACGGGCUUCGCGUCCACCGGCACCCUCGGCGCCAACAACCCCUUUGGCAGGCCGCAGAUGACCGGCCAGCAGAUGACCGGUGCGGGCGGCGCCGCCCAGCUCCAGCAGCAGACGGGGCAGCAGCAGCAGCGGCCGACCGACCAGCCCUUCUUCCAGAUCUAG
This is a messenger RNA of Apiotrichum porosum, 1587 nucleotides long. RefSeq lists its product as uncharacterized. Gene Ontology annotation, molecular function: phospholipid binding; clathrin binding. NCBI's taxonomy places the organism in Eukaryota, Fungi, Basidiomycota, Tremellomycetes, Trichosporonales, Trichosporonaceae. The transcript is spliced from 7 exons. Gene Ontology annotation, biological process: endocytosis; actin filament organization. Bases 1 to 1587 code for a protein of 528 amino acids. The record is from RefSeq and is a predicted model, not a curated record. Gene Ontology annotation, cellular component: endosome; clathrin vesicle coat; plasma membrane.